Messenger RNA from Hibiscus syriacus, 990 nucleotides. RefSeq lists its product as uncharacterized. The transcript is spliced from 3 exons. Lineage: Eukaryota; Viridiplantae; Streptophyta; Magnoliopsida; Malvales; Malvaceae. Bases 366 to 962 code for a protein of 198 amino acids. The record is from RefSeq and is a predicted model, not a curated record.
GGCCCAAAACAGCAGUGAACAACCGGACAAAUGAUGCUCAAAGUAGCUUCUUUCUUAUCUAAUAAUAAUGAAAAUGUUGAAAUGUGAAUCUAUGACCUGUAAAUCAACGGACUAAGUGCUGGCUGACGGGUUCAUACUUUUAGUCUGCAUUCAUGCCCUAUUUAUCAGCUUUUCUUCUAAUCUUUUUUUCCUCGUUUUACAGGUGGAAAUAGUGGGAGGUGAUUGAGCAUAAGUGUAGAUUUUGUAAAAUAAUCUAUUUUUUUCUAGGCAAAAUUACUUUGGAAUAAAGGGAUUAUAUCACCCCCUAUAUUUAUCCAAUCCAUCCCUAGAUAUUCUUUUUUCUUGGGAUUUUGAACCAGCAAACAAUGGAGAAGCUUCUUAGACCCUACGAUAAGGAGUUUAUGAGGAUGGCAAUCUUAAAACAUGAAGAAACAUUCAAACAACAGGUUUACGAGCUUCAUCGUCUAUAUAGAAUCCAAAAGACAUUGAUGAAAAAAAUGGAAAGCAGUAAACCCAUGAUGAAUGGAAGCUAUAUGCAUCAUCAGAGUUCAAUAACCAGGCUUGACUUGGAACAUCCAGCCGACGACGAUGACGAUGAAUUCAUAAAUGAAAGCGAGAUUGAAUUGACUUUAGGACCCACAAAGUCCAUGUCGAGGAAGAAACAUGGGACUCCCACUUUAACCUCAGAUUCUGGACCCAACAGCUUCUCUUCAUCUUCGACCGAAUCCUGUCAUAUGAUCAACAGCAGGCGGAGUAGUUUCAUGGCAACCAAACAGAAGACAAACACAUCUGCAAGAGAUGAAUUCAUUGGUCGUGAGCUGGGACUCCUCCAGGUCGCCGACACCACAUUGGGGUAUCAAACCGGAAGCAAAAACAAGGUGGAUCUCGGACAACAAUUGAGACAAGAGAUGUUAAAUCAGCCUCCUUGGCUUUUCCAAGUUCUUAGUAUGAAUAUGAGUUGAAAAAUACAAAUAAAAAAACUUCCAAGUC